AUUCGCUACAAGGAGGAGUUUGAGAAGAACAAGGGGAAAGGCUUCAGCGUGGUGGCUGACACCCCGGAGCUGCAGAGGAUCAAGAAGACUCAGGAUCAGAUCAGCAACAUCAAAUACCACGAGGAGUUCGAGCGGAGCCGGAUGGGCCCCAGCCCCAGCGAGGGCACGGAGCCGGAGCGCAGGAACUCCCCGGAGAGCACCGGGUACCGGAGACCCCCGGAGCAGCAGCACCAGCAGCACCACGUCCAGCCCAGCAACCCAG
Messenger RNA from Mesitornis unicolor (brown roatelo), 262 nucleotides. Its product is annotated as LIM and SH3 domain protein 1-like. Gene Ontology annotation, molecular function: actin filament binding. The record is from RefSeq and is a predicted model, not a curated record. The transcript is spliced from 2 exons. Lineage: Eukaryota; Metazoa; Chordata; Aves; Mesitornithiformes; Mesitornithidae. The annotation marks the transcript as partial. Gene Ontology annotation, cellular component: focal adhesion.